Molecule: messenger RNA, 528 nt
Organism: Thelazia callipaeda (thelaziosis nematode)
Lineage: Eukaryota; Metazoa; Nematoda; Chromadorea; Rhabditida; Thelaziidae
Source: the annotation of a GenBank genome assembly
AUGCUUUAUAAUGCUCUUCUAGGUUUGACAACGAAAGCUCUCAGAAGUAUUCGCAAGCCAGCGAUGAAUUCUCGAGAUGGACUUCCUCGAGCUGCUAUUCCAAAUGUUCGACAAAAUGUAUCACUCUCAUUCGAUUUCACAGAUGAAUCUGAUAACGAAAACUUUCCAACGUGCGACAUCCGCAAAAAACCACAACGAGCUGCAUCGAUACGUGGGACAUCAGAAGCAAAAGUCAGUAAGGACUCAAAAAAAAGUAGUGCUAACGAUCAGAAAAAUUAUGCAAAGCAGUCAGAUGCAUCAAAGAUAGAACGAGCACUGAAGGGGCGUAUGACCCCUGUUGAAAUGCUAAAUAACUUUGGAUUAGAACGGUCAUUGAGCGCUACUUAUACCGAUAACCGAUCUAUAUUGGAAUUAUUACCUGAAACUAAACCAACUAAAGAAGGUCAACGAAUUUUCUGCAGUGAUCAAAUGCGGACCAAAAAAAUUGCGAGGUUGAAACGAAUUACUGCUUUUAACAUUAAUAAUUAG